CAUUCGCUGCCGCCAGCACAGCCACCGCCACCGCAUCUGCAGACGGUACCAGCGCAAGCUCAGCUCCCAGUUGCCCCACAGGCAGCCUCAACAGCUAGGAUUUGUCAGCUGUUUAACAACAUUAAUCGGCCUGCAUUCUAUCCUCCGACCACUUCGGAGAAGAUUGCCGUCACUCCAAGCCUAGAAUUUGCCUACGAUAACGAGGGUGGCACCAUGGUUGACAAUUCGACCGUCGGGCAGCCCUUUGAAUACGCCAACAUGCUGCAACUGUCUGCCCCGCUUCAUCUACAAGGCCCAAAAGCGGAUGAUCGCAUUCGGGACCCCGGUGACCAGACUAUCACCACCGGCGAUUCCGGAGGCCUAGGCCAAAUUCCUUUAACCACACAACGGCAGGAGCACCAACAGCAGCAGGUCAGUAAACUGCGGCCACAGAACGGAUUCCUGGGUAUUCCGAGCCAGGGCUCCUCCUCCUCUUUCUCCGCCCUGACCGUGGCCUCUUCCUGCUCCACCUCCACCAGCCGACGAAGGCCAGCGUUGGAUGAUACUCACACCGACAGAAAGCCCGACGGUGGUCCUCUGUUUGCGACGGUGGGUCAGUUUACCAAGGAGGGC
Dibothriocephalus latus is the source of this 612-nucleotide messenger RNA. The record is from the annotation of a GenBank genome assembly. Lineage: Eukaryota; Metazoa; Platyhelminthes; Cestoda; Diphyllobothriidea; Diphyllobothriidae.